AACAAAGCUGGUUGGGAACAGAGCGAAUUUCCGAUUCUGUGUGAGACAUGUUUGGGCGACAAUCCAUUCAUCAGAAUGUCUAAGCAGGAAUAUGGUCGCUCAUGCGGUACUUGUGCACGUCCCUUCACAGUCUUCCGCUGGAAUCCUGGCACUGGUUCGCGAUUCAAAACCACUGUCAUAUGUCAAACAUGUGCAAAAAUAAAAAACGUUUGCCAGACCUGCUUGCUUGACCUUGAGUAUGGUCUUCCCACUCAAGUACGAGACACUGCGUUGGGAUUUCAAAAUGAUGCGCCCACCAGCGACAUAAACAGAGAGUAUUACGCGCAAAAUAUGGAAGGCAAGUUGGAUGGCAACAAGUCCGGAUUAGACUCUGGUCGGGCCGUCUCUGCUGGAAAAGAGAUGUUGAAGCAGCUCGCGAGGACAGACCCUUACUACAAGCGUAACCGACCCCAUCUUUGUUCCUUCUAUGCUAAAGGAGACUGCACCCGUGGAAACGAGUGUCCAUACCGUCAUGAGAUGCCAGUGGAUAAUGACCUCGCACACCAAAAUAUGCAAGACAGAUAUCAUGGAAAGAACGACCCCGUUGCGCACAAAAUCUUAUCAACACAUGCUGAAAGUCAAGGAUUGAAGGCCCCGGAUGACAAAACAAUUACUUCGAUAUUCCUUUCUUCUCUUUCCCCAUCGUCAACGGAGGGGAGCAUCCGAUCACGGGGAAGUCAAGGUUCGUAUUUUCAUGCAACUUAUCGAGCAUACAAAUUCCUAACAUCAGACAGAUGUGCUUUUGUAAAUUUCAAAGAAAGAGGCGCUGCAGAGACUGCCGCAGCUGCAUGGGCAAAUGGGUUGGAAAUUGAUGAGGUGCAGGUUACAGUCAAGUGGGGAAGAAGUCGAGCAAAA
Molecule: messenger RNA, 894 nt
Organism: Laccaria bicolor S238N-H82
Lineage: Eukaryota; Fungi; Basidiomycota; Agaricomycetes; Agaricales; Hydnangiaceae
Exons: 6
Cellular component (GO): U2-type catalytic step 1 spliceosome; U2-type catalytic step 2 spliceosome; Prp19 complex
Molecular function (GO): pre-mRNA binding; metal ion binding; U6 snRNA binding
Source: RefSeq, a predicted model, not a curated record